AUGGGCGACGAGAGCAACGCGAUUGGGCAGGAGGCCCUGUUGUACGACAAGAUGUUCCGCGUCAUGCGGACGGUUGGGGAGAUGAUGCGCGACCGGAAGUACCAGGUGGCCGACAGGAUCAUCCCGAGCUCCGUGGAGGAGUUCAAGGACUGGUACACGGACCCGCGAGAGGGGGUCAUUUACCGCGACCGCAUGACGGUUCCCUGCGAGCGCAUCGGGGUCUCGCAGCGCAGCCGCGCCAUGGUGUUCUUUUCGGAUGGGCUCUCCAUGGAAACGAUGAAGCGGUAUCACACGCAGGCGGCGGAAACCAACUGCGACCGGGUUAUUCUUGUGACGCAUGGAAAGGUAAACGCCACCGUUAAGCGGCACGUCGAGGACCUCAAUCGAAGCAGUCUGGGCUUGAAGAUCCAGCUCUUCGACGAGGAUGACCUCGUGGUGAACGUCACACACCAUGAGCUGGUCCCAAAACACACGCAGCUUGAGGAUGAGGAGGUAAAGGAGAUGCUACAGGCCCAUGCACUGGAGCUGAGUAUGCUCCCGCGAAUUCUCUCUACCGAUCCCGUUGCUGCCUACUUGGGGCUGGAACGCGGGCGCGUUGUGCGGAUCGAGCGCAGGAGCAUGUCGGCGGGCUUUUACGUGACCUACAGACAAGUGGUGUAG
Messenger RNA from Trypanosoma conorhini, 660 nucleotides. RefSeq names its product putative DNA-directed RNA polymerases II. Gene Ontology annotation, cellular component: RNA polymerase II, core complex; RNA polymerase I complex; RNA polymerase III complex. The transcript has a single exon. Bases 1 to 660 code for a protein of 219 amino acids. NCBI's taxonomy places the organism in Eukaryota, Euglenozoa, Kinetoplastea, Trypanosomatida, Trypanosomatidae. Gene Ontology annotation, molecular function: DNA-directed RNA polymerase activity; DNA binding. The record is from RefSeq and is a predicted model, not a curated record. Gene Ontology annotation, biological process: DNA-templated transcription.